AUGGCCAUCUCUGUUCCCAACUCCUGUAGCCCGACGCGGCUGGCUUUUCUGGACGACAAAGGCGGGAAUCCGCCAAAGCAGAGCAUGUGGCACCGGUUGGGUUUGCGAAAAUUAUGGCAGGGCCGCGACGAUCAUCGAGACACGUCUGCCGGGGAGAGUCAAGACGAGAUUUCUCCCCGCCCUUCUUCUGACCACUCCCGCGCCAAACAAGACAACUUGACACGUCGACUCUCGCGAAAAGUUGGCGUCGGUCUACCACGAACCACCCCCUUUAAAAGACAGAGCUCCGAUCUCGAGCGACUAGCUCCUCGGGAACCUGAUCACCGCCGUGCCCUUUCCGCCGACCGCCGCCCCUUGAUCCGCGCCCGAGGUUCAGUGGCCCGGCCCGACUCCCACAACCACGGUCGACGACCCCCCGAACCACAAUCCGAAACGAACGAUGCCGACGAGAUUAACGAUAUCUCCGAAAAUUCGAACCCCUAUCCUGAAAUGACGACGGAUAAUUUCGACGCACCAGAAGAGGAGGAGGAGGAUGAUCACACAAUCGAUCUGGAUAUGGAGCUGGAACAACGGUGGAUUUUGAACCUGAGCAUGCACUUCCGAGAUGGUUCAGAGCGGGAGAAAUUCUUUGUGACGUACGCGGAGACACCGAAUCGAUGGCGCCGAGUGACGAUUUCCUGCGAUUACCACGAUGCGCCACCUUAUUCACUGGAGCGGGAGUUGAAGGAACUGCGGUAUCAGCGCGAUAAGUGUGCGCGGAUCUACGAAUCUAUUCGCGAGUCCCUUCUUGCGAUCCAAUUCUAUGAAGGUGUCACGAACCUCAGACUCGAAACGAGCGAUGGCCGCUUACACGUUCAUGUGACGGAGGACGUAAACGAAACAAUUCCGUACCCGCCCAUCUCCAGUAUCAGGCAUUUGGUCAAUGCUCCUAUCAUCCCCGAAGACUCGUUGCACUUCGAAUCUCAUUUAUCCGGCUUUGUUUACAAAAUAAACCUGGACGGACGUUACUAUAUCAAGAAGGAAAUACCGGGCCCCGACACUGUGGAUGAGUUCCUCUACGAGAUUAACGCUUUGCAUGCGCUGAAAGACCGCCCAAGCGUGAUACAGGUGGAAGGAAUCGUGAUAGAUGAGUGGCGAGGUGUCGUCAAGGGCUUGCUGAUUAGCUAUGCAGAAAAGGGUGCACUGGUUGACAUUCUGUACGAGCAACGCGGGAGAACAAGCUUUGCACGACGCGAGCGAUGGGCAAAGCAGAUUGUCCAGGGCCUCUGUGAGAUCCAUGAGUCGGGCUACGUGCAGGGCGAUUUUACACUCGCGAACAUUGUGGUGGAUGCAGACGACAACGCUAAAAUCAUUGAUAUCAACCGCAGGGGAUGUCCAGUGGGAUGGGAGCCUCCGGAAAUUGCCGCUAAGAUUGAGAGCAACCAGCGCAUCUCCAUGUAUAUUGGCGUCAAAACUGAUCUCUUUCAACUGGGCAUGACGCUGUGGGCGUUGGCGAUGGAGGAGGACGAACCUGAACGACAACCGCGACCUCUUCGACUGGGCGAUGACGCGAAAAUUCCAGACUAUUACCGACGGAUAGUGGAUAUUUGUUUAAGCCCGACUCCGCGACAUAGGCUCUCUGCGAAGGAUCUUCUCUCUAUGUUCCCCCCACUGCCGGAAGCCCGGGUAUCAACACCUGUUCAGCCACUGGAGACCAUUGCCGACGAUUCUAGGCACUUGCCAAUUAGCAACUGGGCUCAGCCUCGGCCUACUGGGCUUGGGCUGGCAUCUCCAGGGGGCAUGAUGCAGCAAGAUGACCAUUAUUACCCCCAAAAGGAGUUUUCGGGGAAUUCCUAUGGUGAUCUGCAACACCCAAUAUUCUCUGAAAACCACGACCUCGUCAAGCGAUCAACAAUAACUCUCGCAGAACCCAAUGGAGACAUGGGAUUCCCAUCUAAGCCAUCUUCUUCCUCUACCCUGAAUCACCACGAACCUCACAACCAUGACGAGUACAUGGACUUCUCCCGCCAUUUCAAUGAUGGCUCGUCACCCUACCUAUCCUCUGACAGUCAGAAACCAGAAGCUAUUCCAGUUUCUCAGACAAGAUCAAUGGGCAAUGGCUUCCACAACCACCCGGUGGAACCACCGGCCUUCCCAAAUGAGCCCAGCUAUCUCGAAAAUGCCCCCAUGAAUACUCAGCAAGAGACAGACGAUGAGCCGACCAAUAAUAAUUCCCGAGCUUUGCUUAGCUCUGCAAUCACCGCGCCUCCUCCACCCCCGCCCCAAGUCAGCACAUCUCUUCUUGAGUCGCAGAAACAGGAGGCUCUGAAUCGACCAAGUCCAAAGGCCGUCAAUGACGAAGGUGACCUUGAAACCCCAGCUUUGCCCAUCAACCCUACUUUGCGUGGCUCCGGUACAUCAAGUGGCAAUCAGGCUAUCCCUUUUCCGACAAUCCCAUCUUCAAUUAAGCAUGCAAAGCAGGACGGCGUGGAUCAGCUACGUGCACAGGUCAAUGACAAGGAUGACCUUGAAUCUUCGUCUUUGCCCCUCAGCCCUACUUUCCGUGACUCUGGAAGUUUUAUCGGUCUUCAGAACGCCCCUCGAUCGGUGAAAGCUUCUUCUAUCGAGCCGCCAAAGCAGAAGUAUGCGGAUUUACCAUGCGCAAACGGCGAAAUAAAACCUAAAUUCACCGAGCCAUCACCCUCAUCAUCAUGUCUGUCUCUCUCGGAACUACCUAUCAGCCCUAGUUUCCGUUCUGUUGGACCUUCCAUCGGCGCUCCGGGUACCACUUCACCGCAGAACUCUUUGCCUGUCAAACCGCCAAGGCAGAAUAACGUGGACCAACCACGUGUAAAGGCUACCACCUAUAUCAAGCCCAUACCCACAACACCAUCAGACUCAACAUCUUCCCAACCUCUCCCAACAUCAGCUAUCAACCCUACCCUAGCUCGCUCUGGGCCUUCGCUCGAGCUCCCGAGCGCCUCUCGAUCAGUGAAGUCUUCUCCUAUCGAGCCACCUAAGCAGACUUAUGCAAGUUCACCAUGUGCAAACGCCGAUAUUAAACCCCAAUCUACCGAGUCAACGCCCUCGACAUCAAGCCUAGCCCAUUCCGAAUUGCCUAUCAGCCCAACAUUCCGUUCUUCUGAGACUUCCAUCAACACUCUAAGUGCCCCUUCAUCACAGGGUUCUUCUCCCAUUGAACCGCCAAAGCCGGAUCAUGCGAUUAUGCCACCUGAGAAAGAUAUCACACUCACAUCACCGUCAUCGCCAUCUCGAUUUUCUUCAAUGCACAUUUCGAGCCUCCGUCACACCGGGGCUUCCAUUGGCUCUCUGGGUACGCCAUUCGCAACAAGUCCAUCUGUCGUUGGAAUUGGACUUUUAAGGCGGCCAUGGGAAAAACCAUCUGCAAAUAAUCCAGAUGUCAAGUCCACAUCGACAAUGCCAUCAGGGUCAGCCUCGUCCCCUGGGAACUCUCAGACUUUAAGAAAGCCAGAGAGCGCCACUUCGCCGGCCAAUACAUACCCCAUCGAAUCGCAGAGGAAUGAACCCUUGGGCCGAUCCAGCUCAAAGACAGCCGAUGUCAAGCCUGCACAAACAAGUCCACUGAACUCCAACUCGAAUUUGCUAGGUUCGAAGUUGCCCAUCAGCCCUGCUCAUCCAAAUUCAAAGCCUAGUUCCACUUAUGCCGAGGUCGAGGUGGCACGCGCUGUUCAUGGCCCAUCUUCACCUCAGGCCAAACCGAGCAUUUCGAGCCAGGCACGUUUUUCCUCGAAUCGAAACCAGUCACCAAUUUAUCCCCCACGAACAACUUCGUGA
Penicillium samsonianum is the source of this 3795-nucleotide messenger RNA. RefSeq names its product protein kinase family protein. Lineage: Eukaryota; Fungi; Ascomycota; Eurotiomycetes; Eurotiales; Aspergillaceae. Gene Ontology annotation, biological process: mitotic DNA damage checkpoint signaling; protein phosphorylation. Gene Ontology annotation, cellular component: nucleus; cytoplasm. The record is from RefSeq and is a predicted model, not a curated record. Bases 1 to 3795 code for a protein of 1264 amino acids. Gene Ontology annotation, molecular function: protein serine/threonine kinase activity; ATP binding. The transcript is spliced from 2 exons.